AUACCACACUGUCUAUAUAAUUCGAUCAUUUGCAGUACGUUCUGGUUUUACUGGUUCUUCUAGUAGUGCGACAUUAACACAGGUGACAAUAUGAUCUCGCCAAAGAUUUUUGCCCUAGUCGGCAUCGCUGCUGUAGUAAAGUUUACAUCAGCCACCCCAGACAGUGCUGGCAUAGUAGAGAUGACCAACGGUCUGGCAUACGGUGGAAUCCCCUAUGGUAGCGUAACCGGCAUGGUCGCUAAAUUUGUAAGGAACGCAAGGGGUCAACCAGUUACUUAUCAGUCUAAAGUAAUCGUACCAAAUGCACAGAAAAUAGUAAUUACUCCCAACGUCAGGGCAGCUGGAUUGGUCGCCAGAGAACGUGGUCCCGUGCAGAUUUACAAUCAUGCAAGUGUAAUAGCGCCAGGAGUAAUCGGUACCAUCAGUGAGAUUGGAUAUUAGAAAUUUAAAGGUUACGUGAUAAAAAUACUUAUUUAUAUAACAAAAAUAUCGUAGUACGUAAAGUAUAUAAAAAAAAUGUAUAUACACAAGAACAAUAUAUAUUAUAAUACACUUC
Messenger RNA from Cephus cinctus (wheat stem sawfly), 556 nucleotides. RefSeq lists its product as uncharacterized. NCBI's taxonomy places the organism in Eukaryota, Metazoa, Arthropoda, Insecta, Hymenoptera, Cephidae. The record is from RefSeq and is a predicted model, not a curated record. The transcript has 3 exons. Bases 91 to 441 code for a protein of 116 amino acids.